Oncorhynchus mykiss (rainbow trout) is the source of this 2801-nucleotide messenger RNA. Lineage: Eukaryota; Metazoa; Chordata; Actinopteri; Salmoniformes; Salmonidae. The record is from RefSeq and is a predicted model, not a curated record.
CAGACCUGGGUCACAUACAUGCAGAAAAAUAUAUGCUUAAAAACAUAUCAAAUACAUGUGAAAUAUAUGUCAAAUACAUGUCAGAUACAUGUCAAAUAUAUGUCAAAUAUAUGUCAGACACAUGUCAAAUUCAUGUUAGAGACAGUAUAUAGGAUGUUGGAUGAGAAACAGAACAGGGAACAGGGCUGUGAUCUGAUGUCCACACUAGCAGAAACAGUACUAGAACAGGGUUGUGAUCUAAUGUCCACACUAGCAGAAACAGUACUAGAGCAGGGCUGUGAUCUGAUGUCCACACUAGCAGAAACAGAACUAGAGCAGGGCUGUGAUCUAAUGUCCACACUAGCAGAAAAAGAACUAGAACAGGGCUGUGAUCUAAUGUCCACACUAGCAGAAACAGAACUAGAACAGGGCUGUGAUCUAAUGUCCACACUAGCAGAAACAGAACUAGAACAGGGCUGUGAUCUAAUGUCCACACUAGCAGAAACAGAACUAGAACAGGGCUGUGAUCUAAUGUCCACACUAGCAGAAACAGAACUAGAACAGGGCUGUGAUCUAAUGUCCACACUAGCAGAAACAGAACUAGAACAGGGUUGUGAUCUAAUGUCCACACUAGCAGAAACAGAACUAGAACAGGGCUGUGAUCUAAUGUCCACACUAGCAGAAACAGAACUAGAGCAGGGCUGUGAUCUAAUGUCCACACUAGCAGAAACAGAACUAGAACAGGGCUGUGAUCUAAUGUCCACACUAGCAGAAACAGAACUAGAACAGGGCUGUGAUCUAAUGUCCACACUAGCAGAAACAGAACUAGAACAGGGCUGUGAUCUAAUGUCCACACUAGCAGAAACAGAACUAGAGCAGGGCUGUGAUCUAAUGUCCACACUAGCAGAAACAGAACUAGAGCAGGGCUGUGAUCUAAUGUCCACACUAGCAGAAACAGAACUAGAACAGGGCUGUUAUCUAAUGUCCACACUAGCAGAAACAGAACUAGAGCAGGGCUGUGAUCUAAUGUCCACACUAGCAGAAACAGAACUAGAACAGGGCUGUGAUCUAAUGUCCACACUAGCAGAAACAGAACUAGAACAGGGCUGUGUUCUGAUGAAUUUGCUCUUAACUGAGUUAAAUAAAGUUAAAUGAAUUAAGUUCAAUUAAUUUAUUAAGUCAAAAAGUUAAAUUAAGUUAAGUUAAAUUAAUUAAAUAGUUGAAUAAAGGUUAAAUAAUAAUAUAAUAACAUUGAUUUAGUUACAAUGGAACCAACUGAAUAGUACUAAGAAUGUCAACUCCAAACUGAAGCACAUCGCAAAUACUUUCAAAUGGAAUAUAACAAGAAGUAUCUUUUGAGCAUUUUCUAAGCCUGAAGAGUAGACUGUAGAGGUGGUCUGACCAGUCUCUCUGUCUCCCCUCAGCUUGGUCAGUCUAAAGAGUAAACUGUAGAGGUGGUCUGACCAGGCUCUCCCCUCAGCUUGGUCAGUCUAAAGAGUAGACUGUAGAGGUGGUCUGACCAGUCUCUCUGUCUCCCCUCAGCUUGGUCAGUCUAAAAAAGAGACUGUAGAGGUGGUCUGACCAGUGUCUCUGUCUCCCCUCAGCUUGGUCAGUCUAAAGAGUAGACUGUAGAGGUGGUCUGACCAGUCUUUCUGUCUCCUCAGCUUGGUCAGUCUAAAGAGUAGACUGUAGAGGUGGUCUGACCAGUCUCUCUGUCUCCCCUCUGCUUGGUCAGUCUAAAGAGUAGACUGUUUAGGUGGUCUGACCAGUCUCUCUGUCUCCCCUCAGCUUGGUCAGUCUAAAGAGUAGACUGUAGAGGUGGUCUGACCAGUCUCUCUGUCUCCUCAACUUGGUCAGUCUAAAGAGUAGACUAUAGAGGUGGUCUGACCAGUCUCUCUGUCUCCCCUCAGCUUGGUCAGUCUAAAGAGUAGACUGUAGAGGUGGUCUGACCAGUCUCUCUGUCUCCUCAGCUUGGUCAGUCUAAAGAGUAGACUGUAGAGGUGGUCUGACCAGUCUCUCUGUCUCCCCUCUGCUUGGUCAGUCUAAAGAGUAGACUGUUUAGGUGGUCUGACCUGUCUCUCUGUCUCCCCUCAGCUUGGUCAGUCUAAAGAGUAGACUGUAGAGGUGGUCUGACCAGUCUCUCUGUCUCCCCUCAGCUUGGUCAGUCUAAAGAGUAGACUGUAGAGGUGGUCUGACCAGUCUCUCUGUCUCCUCAGCUUGGUCAGUCUAAAGAGUAGACUGUAGAGGUGGUCUGACCAGUCUCUCUGUCUCCCCUCUGCUUGGUCAGUCUAAAGAGUAGACUGUAGAGGUGGUCUGACCAGUCUCUCUGUCUCCUCAGCUUGGUCAGUCUAAAGAGUAGACUGUAGAGGUGGUCUGACCAGUCUCUCUGUCUCCUCAGCUUGGUCAGUCUAAAGAGUAGACUGUAGAGGUGGUCUGACCAGUCUCUCUGUCUCCUCAGCUUGGUCAGUCUAAAGAGUAGACUGUAGAGGUGGUCUGACCAGUCUCUCUGUCUCCCCUCUGCUUGGUCAGUCUAAAGAGUAGACUGUUUAGGUGGUCUGACCUGUCUCUCUGUCUCCCCUCAGCUUGGUCAGUCUAAAGAGUAGACUGUAGAGGUGGUCUGACCAGUCUCUCUGUCUCCUCAGUUUGGUCAGUCUAAAGAGUAGACUGUAGAGGUGGUCUGACCAGUCUCUCUGUCUCCCCUCAGCUUGGUCAGUCUAAAGAGUAGACUGUAGAGGUGGUCUGACCAGUCUCUCUGUCUCCCCUCAGCUUGGUCAGUCUAAAGAGUAGACUGUAGAGGUGGUCUGACCAGUGUCUCUGUCUCC